This is a messenger RNA of Aspergillus sclerotioniger CBS 115572, 913 nucleotides long. RefSeq names its product putative cysteine dioxygenase. Gene Ontology annotation, biological process: L-cysteine catabolic process. NCBI's taxonomy places the organism in Eukaryota, Fungi, Ascomycota, Eurotiomycetes, Eurotiales, Aspergillaceae. Bases 175 to 831 code for a protein of 218 amino acids. The transcript is spliced from 3 exons. The record is from RefSeq and is a predicted model, not a curated record. Gene Ontology annotation, molecular function: cysteine dioxygenase activity; ferrous iron binding.
GAUUGGUAUUUCCUUCCAUACUGGGAGAGUUGGGGAUUAAAGUACCAAGUACGUAGCUUAUCUGAAUAAAGGUAUAGGACCAAGAUCGAAGACUUAUAAGGAGGAACUCAAAGACGAAUUUGGGUUUGGCUUUUCUUUAACGAAUAUCGGACUUGAUACCUAAAUUAUCACAACAUGUCUUCCACAAUGCUUGCGUCUUUCCCUGGUACUGCCACUGGUUACACCUCUCGUCUGAACAAGGACCACGUUUCAUUACUGGGUGAUAAUGAGACCUACACUUUCGAACAGCUUGUUCAAGACCUCAGAGGCUGCUUGGGUAACUCUCGGGGUAUCGAUGAAGAACAUGUUGACCAUGCCGUUUUGAUGGCCUUCAUGUCCAAAUAUGCUUCCAACCCUGCCGACUGGGCACGUUUCACACGCAACGACGUCAGCAAGAACUACACUCGGAAUCUUGUGGAGGAUAUCAAUGGUCGUGCCAAUUUGUUGGUGUUGGUUUGGAACCCGCAGAAGGGAUCUCCAAUCCAUGAUCACGCAGACGCGCACUGUGUCAUGAAGAUCCUCGGCGGCGAGCUGAAUGAGAUUAUCUACGAGACCCCAGAUCCUGCUCGGGGCCAUGAUGCGCCUUUGACCGUGAAGAAAGAGACAACGUACAAGACCGACCAAGUGGCAUAUAUCUGUGACCAGAUCGGCUUGCAUCGGGUCAUGAACCCGCAGAAGGAUCAGGUCGCGGUCUCAUUGCAUUUGUAUACUCCGCCCAAUGCAGCGGAUUUCGGAUACAAUAUCUAUGAUCGGGAGACUGGACGCAGCAGCCAUGUUUAUCAGGCACCAUAGGAGGUGUAUGGACAGGAAAGGAAGAGUGCAGGACACUGGUAACGAAUAACGACUGGCGUUGAUAAUUUGCUUGUAAACUAGA